GCUAAAAGGAACGGCACUUGGAUCAUUGGAAGAACAGGUGGCCCAGACAAAAGCAGAAAGUCGAAUUGCGGUGUGACACGUGCAUUCGCGCUCAAAGAUGCCGACCCCGUUAGCGCGCCUGCCGUUCCCGCAACAACGGGCAGUUUGUUUACUACGUCAACGAGGCACGAACCAUCUGGAGUAGACAACCCCAACUGCUCCGCCAAAUAUGCCAGACAUGUCCCUGCUAUAGCUUGCAUACGUUUCAAUUGCAUCGCUCUUGGUCACCGCCUCCAUCAUAGCACCUGCAAAUCUUGCCCCGUCGUCGCUGCCCUCGCAAUGGCAGCGCCUGCGCCAGCCCCCGCCGCAGGGCAUCGCCGCAACAAGUCGGCCUCGGUGCUCAAGUCGAUCAUCGGACAGCAUAAGCGCUCACCGUCUGACGGCACUGCACUGAAGGCUGCGCCCUCUACUGCACCAUAUAUUCCUAUGCCGUCUGCGACUAUGAAUGCGCCGCUGUUGCCGCCAGACCACCCGCACAGUCAGCCGCGAACUGCCAACAACCAGUCCGAGAACCUUCCUGUCCUCCCACCGUUGCCACGCAAGCAAUCGCAGGACACUCGCAGCUCGAGCCCGAGGAAGGGCCUGCACAAGAAGACCCUCAGCACUGUAUCGCUGCGGUCACUUGGCAAGGACAAAGCAAAAGAGAAGCAGGCGAUCGACCUCAGACAAUCGCGGGAGGAAGACGAAGUCCUCGAUAAGUCGAAGAGAGCCAAGUCAUCGACCAACCUGGCGUCUAUGUUUGGCAAGAGCAAGUCUAAGAAGAUUGGACAGUCGCCCACGAAAGACAAGGAGAAUACUGCUCCUUUCUCCCCGGCCCUGUCGUCUGAACCACCACCGACUCCCAUCUGGGCACAGUUCAGCUCGCAGCCUCUGCAAGAUAUCACAGCUACGAGCAAGGUCCCGCUCAACGACCAGCGCCGCAGCCUCGAAGACGAGAUCAAUUUGUACACCCCGCAGAACUACUCCCCAUCGAAGCAGCGCGACUUCUUCGAGGUGGGCCAGCCCUCCCUGCAGAAGCGACCUGCGCCGAAAGAACGACCAAAGUCUAUGCACGUUCCCAAGUCCACAACGUCACUGCUCGACACAUUUUCGCGCAAGAAGAGCACCGAUCGAGCGCCGUUGACAGACGCACAAGGGAACGGGGAGAGGACAAGAGACAGCUCACCAUCGAAGAGCAAGUCUACAAGGCCUGCACUCGGACGCGCUAGUACAGACACUGGCAGACAAUUUAUGACAAUCGGCGCAAUGGAACCGCCACCAAGCCCAACGAAGAAGCCAAACAGGGUGAUGGCUGCAGUCGCUGCUUUCAACGGUAGGGCAAAGCAAGCAGACGCUCCACCGGCAUCACCCACUAAGGAGCUUGACCCGAUGGUGGUGGAUGCUGAGUUCGAGGAAGUUCUGGAAUCACGAAACAUUCCCACACAUCAGCGCGCUGCGAUGCGAACCCUGAAGAUCGAAGUCAAAGCGGACUUCGUCCGAACACACAAGCUCGAUACCCCACGGGUGUCCACAACGUCCAUACCGUCAAUAGGAGAGAGUGAAGGCAAAGGCGUUCCAAAGCUGGGACCCACCAGGUCCCCCAAGUCGAGAAACGACUCCGCACAAGAAGAGAAUCUGACGUUGCAGACGAGCAAGGCAGAUGGCACAAAACGCGAGCGUCCAACAAGCAGGACUUUUACGUUCACCAGAAGCAACUCCCCAACGAAGAAGCAGCGAGCCACAGAACUGGGUACAACCGCACAGCCUAGCCCGAUCCCCAAAUCGCCGUCUUCCAGAUCCCUAAUUUCAGACGCUGCCUCGAACAGAUCUGUAUCCAACAGCUCGAAGACAGUCAAAUCUGCGGAGUUCAUCAACUACCUGAAGAAGACACCCAAGCCUCAAGAGGUUGAAGUGGGCAAGCUGCACAAACUUCGACUAUUGCUACGGAACGAGACGGUCGAAUGGGUCGAUACAUUCAUUCAAGAUGGCGGCAUGCUGGAGCUCGUUGGCCUGCUCCACCGGAUUAUGGAAAUCGAAUGGCGCGAAGACCACGAAGAUACACUCCUUCACGAGCUACUCCGCUGCCUGAAAGGCCUUUGCACAACGGACAGUGCCCUCAAGCAACUCGCCAGCAUUUCAUCCACCCUCUAUCCAGCGCUUAUCGACAUGCUCUUUGACGAAGAGCACAAAGGCCCCAGCGAAUUCACCACUCGUGAGCUCAUCAUUCAGAUCGUCUUUGCUCACAUCGACAUGGCACCCGAAUCCGAACUUCCUUCCCGCGCUACCGAACUCCUUACCUACCUGCGCGACCCUGUCAAAGAGAAAGAAUCUUCGACUGUCCCAUUCAUCUUGCAAAUGCACACAUCCCGCCCAUACCAGGUGUGGUGCAAGGAAAUGACGAACGUCACCAAGGAAGUCUUCUGGAUCUUCAUCCAUCACCUUAACAUAAUUCCCAUUCCUCCCGCACCCUCCGCGGACACACCACCCAAGAGCUAUGCAAAGACACACUUCCCUGGACCCCGCGCCAUCGUUCCUGCGGCCCCCUACGUUGGUGGGGUAGAAUGGGACGCAACUAACUAUCUCGCGACACACAUCGAUCUCCUCAACGGGCUGCUCGCCUCUCUUCCAACGCGCGCCGCUCGUAACGAACUUCGCGAAAACCUCCGCAUCUCGGGCUUCGAGAAGCUCAUGGGUCACUUGCGCGCGUGUAACCCCAAGUACUACGGCGCCGUGCACGACAGCAUCAAAGUUUGGAUUGGUGCUGCGCUGGAAGACGACUGGGACGUCAAACCCGUCAGAAUGGGCAGCGGGGACAAGAAUGGCAGUACAAGUCCAGUGAAGAUGAGUCCGAAGAAGAAGGCCGAGCCUGCACCGCAGAUCGAUGUUCCCAAGCUUGAUCUGGGGUUGGCGUUCGGUAGAGAGAUCGAUAUUGGGGGCCCGGUUGGGGGCAAGAAGGACGAUGACUGGAUUUGAGACCUCGAACCGAUUUUGGAUAUGGUGGCAGUUGGAUUUUCUCACAUUGCACCGGCGUUGGCAUGGGUCUGGCUUAUCGUAUUUUGGGUAAUCAUUCACCACCUUCCUCCCCACCCCUUCUGCGUCUGCAGUCAGACAGCAUAGUUACGA
Molecule: messenger RNA, 3141 nt
Organism: Macroventuria anomochaeta
Lineage: Eukaryota; Fungi; Ascomycota; Dothideomycetes; Pleosporales; Didymellaceae
Product: GTPase binding protein-like protein Rid1
Exons: 2
Coding region: 319-2991 (890 amino acids)
Biological process (GO): actin cytoskeleton organization
Molecular function (GO): actin binding; small GTPase binding
Source: RefSeq, a predicted model, not a curated record